Molecule: messenger RNA, 1733 nt
Organism: Helianthus annuus (common sunflower)
Lineage: Eukaryota; Viridiplantae; Streptophyta; Magnoliopsida; Asterales; Asteraceae
Product: berberine bridge enzyme-like 4
Exons: 1
Coding region: 1-1611 (536 amino acids)
Molecular function (GO): oxidoreductase activity; FAD binding
Source: RefSeq, a predicted model, not a curated record
AUGAUGAGCUCUCGACUAACUUGUUCAGUGUUCCUCUUAGUUCUCUCUCUUUCCUUUUGUGUUUCAUUUGGAGCAUCACCCUACAUUUCCGAAGAUUUCAUAACCUGUCUUCAAUCCAAAACCAACAAUGUCACCACCUUUUCUCAACUCAUCUUCACCCCGGUUAACUCUACUUACUUACCGGUUUGGCAAGCUGCAGCCGACAGCAUUCGGUUCGACAACCCCAACAUUCGUAAACCCUCAGUCAUUGUUACUCCCACCAUCGAAACGCAGAUCCAAGCUGCUCUUUUCUGCGCCAAGAAACACGGGUACGAAAUGCGGAUCCGGGAUGGGGGGCAUGACUUCGAGGGCCUCUCUUACACCGUGGAUGUUCCGUUUGUCAUGCUUGAUCUCGUCAACAUGAGGGCUAUAGACGUCAACGUUGCAAACAGGACUGCAUGGGUCCAGGGUGGCGCUUUGCUUGGUGAACUCUACUACAUUAUUUCUCAGAAAACCGACACCUUGUAUUUUCCGGCUGGUAUUUGGGCUGGCGUGGGUGUUAGCGGGUUCUUGAGCGGUGGUGGGUAUGGAAACCUGUUGAGGAAAUACGGGCUCGGUGCUGAUAAUGUUUUGGAUGUUCGUUUCAUGGAUGUCAAUGGAAAUAUUCUUGAUAGAAAAUCGAUGGGCGAAGAUUUGUUUUGGGCGAUUCGUGGCGGCGGUGCUUCCAGUUUCGGAAUUGUUCUUGCAUGGAAGCUGAGGUUGGUUCCAGUCCCGGAAAGAGUUACUCUUUUCACGGUGAAUAUAACUCUGGAGCAAGGUGCAACGGAUAUAUUCUAUAAAUAUCAAUACGUGUUACCAAAAUUUAAUCGUGAUUUACAAAUGAGAGUUCAACUUAACACCGAAAAUGUAGGCAACACCGCCAAGAAAACCGUUCGAAUGUUGUUUAAUGGUAUUUAUCAGGGUCGUAUCGACACACUGCUCCCAUUGUUGGACCAAGGUUUCCCAGAGCUCAAUGUGACACGAGAAAUUUGCGAAGAAGUACGAAUGGUCCAGACCACCCUUCAGUUUGGAGGCUUUACCACCUCGACCCCAACCGAGAUUCUUGCGAACCGAUCAGCCAUCCCCAAGGUGAGCUACAAAGGAAAAUCAGACUAUGUGCGGACUCCGAUCCCCAAAAGCGGGCUCAGAAAACUCUGGAGAAAGAUGUUUGAAAACGACAACUCACAGACUCUCUUCAUGUACACAUUUGGUGGGAAGAUGGAGGAGUACUCAGAUACAGCACUUCCGUAUCCGCAUAGAGCUGGGGUGUUGUACCAGGUGUUCAAGAGGGUGGACUUUAUGGAUCAGCCUUCCGACAAGACUGCGAUAUCGCGCAGACGGGUAGCAUGGCUCCGAAGCUUUGACAAGACUUUGGAACCGUACGUAUCCAAGAACCCGAGGGAGGCGUAUUCGAACUACAAUGAUCUUGAUUUGGGCGUUGGAAGUGCUACUUAUGAAGAAGCAAGUGUUUGGGGAGAGCGGUACUGGAAAAAAGAGAAUUUUAAGAAGUUGAUUGGAAUCAAGGCUAAAGUUGAUCCUCAUAAUUUCUUUAAGCACCCACAAAGUAUACCAGUUUUCUCUAUACAUCUCUAAGACAUGUAGAAGAAAGUUCAGUUUCACUUAAGCUUUUGUUAUAUUUCUUUCAUUUAAAUGUAAUAAACUUUAAAUGUAAUAAACUGGUAAUAAUCAGAAGUUAAAGGUGUUUAUUCUGUCAA